Cynara cardunculus var. scolymus (artichoke) is the source of this 634-nucleotide messenger RNA. RefSeq lists its product as uncharacterized. Lineage: Eukaryota; Viridiplantae; Streptophyta; Magnoliopsida; Asterales; Asteraceae. The coding region runs from base 108 to 623 and encodes 171 amino acids. The transcript has 2 exons. The record is from RefSeq and is a predicted model, not a curated record.
ACAAGAAGACAUAAUCAGCUUCAGAUUUAGGGUUUGGGAGCUCACUCUACGAUCAGAUUCUGUUCGAUUCGUAUACCGGAGGAAAUCCAUCUAAGAAGUUGUUGAUUAUGAUGAAUUACCGGUUCACCACUCGUCCGAAAUCAUCAACAACUAAGCACACAUUUCACUUUGCUUGCUUUGUGGUUUUCGCUCUUUGGUUACUGUACGAGAUCAGGCAAUCGUAUUCAAAGAAGAGUGUCAUUGAUGAGACCUUUCCGAUCCAUCUUAACCAAGAACGAAUUUCUAGCAUUUUUGGACGUAAAGGGCGUGUCAAACCAUUGGGUUCAACUCACCGAGUUGACUCAAACAUGAUUCUGCAUGACGUAACGGAUGCUGGUGAACUCAUUGAAGUCGAUUCUGGGAUCAAGGAAAACAAUGGGAGAAAUGAUGAGAGAGAACUAACCUUUGAUGGUGUUAAAGAACAAGAAUCAGUAUCGAUAACAAUGUUGACUAAGAUGAAGUCAAAUAACCCCGACCUUAUCACGCACAGCUUUCCUGAUGAAAAUGGAAUUCCGGAGCUUGCUCGUAACAACUUUGUCUGGAAUGAGUCAACUCAAUCAGAACGAGUCAGCUCAAUCAGGUAACGGAACCCAUG